AUUUCUCUAUCUGCCAAAUUCUCCCAAACCCUUAUUAGGUCGAGAUUUGUUAGAACAACUAGGAGCUAACAUCAUUUUUGAAAAAGGGAAAAUAAAAUUCCAAAUCAAAGAAAAGCAAUUAAUUGAAAUUCUAAGUUUGGCAUUAUUGCAAACACAAUCCGAACUUGAAAUACCUCCAGAAAUAACUGAUCAGGUAUAUCCAGGAGUAUGGGCCACCGAAGUCCCGGGGAGAGCCAAAAAUGCUGUUCCCAUAGUGAUUAAAUUAAAAUCAGAAUCUAAGCCGGUAAAGAUAAAACAAUAUCCUUUAAGGUUGGAAGAUAGGAAGGGAAUAAAAGAAAUAAUUGAUCGAUUUUUGCGAUAUGGGUUGCUAACUGAAUGUGAAUCCGAAUAUAAUACUCCCAUAUUACCGGUUAAAAAGGCGGAUGGGAGCAGCUAUAGACUAGUCCAAGAUCUAAGAGCAAUAAACAAAAUAACCGAGGAUAUACAUCCGGUAGUAGCUAACCCAUAUACGCUGCUUACCAAGUUAAAGGAUAAUCAGCUCUGGUUUACCGUGCUGGACUUAAAAGACGCCUUCUUCUGUCUACCACUAGCCACUGAGAGUCAGAGCUUAUUUGCCUUUGAAUGGGAAAAUCCGGAGUCGGGGAGAAAGACUCAGCUAACCUGGACGGUGUUACCGCAAGGCUUUAAAAACAGUCCCACUAUUUUUGGAAACCAAUUAGCUAGGGAGCUCGAGGCUUGGGUACCUCCAGAUAAUAAAGGGACUCUAUUGCAGUAUGUGGACGAUCUUCUAAUUGCCACUGAAACUAAAGAGAAUUGUAUGGAAUGGACUGUAAGUCUCCUUAACUUUUUGGGACUAAAUGGAUAUCGAGUUUCUCAACAGAAAGCCCAGUUGAUUCGACAACGUGUGACCUACCUGGGAUUGGAAAUUUCGGGAGGACAACGGGAACUCGGAAAUGAGAGAAAAGAGGCCAUUUGUCGCACCCCGGAACCCCAGACGACAAAAGAAUUACGGACAUUCCUGGGAAUGACAGGUUGGUGCCGCCUUUGGAUAUAUAAUUAUGGGUUGUUAGUAAAACCCCUGUAUGAGAUAAUUAAAGACAAUCAGUCAAAAAUAAAUUGGACUAACGAAGCACGGGCUGCUUUCAAACAGCUUAAAUCAGAGUUAAUGAAGGCCCCUGCCCUAGGAAUACCGGAUGUUUCAAAGCCAUUCUGGCUAUUUUCCCAUGAAAGGCAGGGAAUAGCUUUGGGAGUCUUAGCCCAGAGACUUGGCCCAUACAAACGAGCGGUGGCCUACUUCUCCAAGCAAUUAGAUGAAGUAAGUAAAGGAUGGCCGGGGUGUCUUCGCGCAGUAGCUGCGGUUGUGACUAACAUCCAAGAAGCCCGGAAGUUCACCUUGGGACAGAAAAUGACAGUACUAGUUUCCCAUACUGUCUCGACUGUCCUGGAACAGAAAGGAGGCCACUGGCUUUCGCCUCAAAGAUUUUUAAAAUACCAAGCCGUGCUGGUAGAGCAAGAUGAUGUGGAAAUUGUAGUCACUAACAUUGUCAACCCAGCUUCUUUUCUUAGUGGGGCCCAAGACGAACCAGUAUCACAUGACUGUAUAGAGACCAUUGAAGCCACAUAUUCCAGUCGACCAGAUCUCCAAGAAGAACCUUUGGAGGAUGCUGAGGAAUCAUGGUACACCGAUGGAAGUAGCUUCGUAAAACAAGGACAGCGAAAAGCGGGUUAUGCAAUCACCACCACCCAGCGAGUAAUUGAAGCUAAGCCUUUACCUGCAGGUACCUCGGCCCAAAAGGCAGAAAUAAUCGCUCUCACUAGGGCCUUGGAACUGGCGAAAGGGAAAAAAAUAAAUAUUUGGACGGACUCGAAAUAUGCAUUUGGAGUGGUCCACGCCCAUGGUGCAAUCUGGAAGGAGCGAGGACUCUUAACCGCACAAGGUAAACAGAUAAAGCAUGCGGAAGAGAUUUUAAAAUUACUGGAAGCUGUAAAACAACCAAAGAAGAUAGCCAUAAUGCAUUGCAAAGGACACCGAAAAGGAAAAACGGACCCAGAAAUUGGAAAUCGGUUAGCUGACCAUGAGGCUAGGCGG
Molecule: messenger RNA, 2089 nt
Organism: Antrostomus carolinensis (chuck-will's-widow)
Lineage: Eukaryota; Metazoa; Chordata; Aves; Caprimulgiformes; Caprimulgidae
Product: retrovirus-related Pol polyprotein from transposon 17.6
Exons: 1
Molecular function (GO): nucleic acid binding; RNA-DNA hybrid ribonuclease activity
Source: RefSeq, a predicted model, not a curated record